ACACAGCAGCUGGAGGAGCGGUCUCUGCCCGCUGCAGGAUCCGCUCCAUUGUUCGCGCAGAGCGGCCUGUUUCGGCAGGAUUUCCCCCGCAUGCUAAACACGGGAAUCAUGGAGGAGUUUGUGACCGAAGAGGAAGAGCCAUGGUACGACCAGCAGGACCUGGAGCAGGACCUCCACUUGGCGGCGGAGCUGGGGAAGACCCUGCUGGAGCGAAACAAAGAGCUGGAGGAUUCCCUGCAGCAGAUGUACAUCACCAACGAGGAGCAGGUCCAGGAGAUCGAGUACCUCUCCAAGCAGCUGGACGUUCUCCGGGAUAUGAACGAACAACACGCCAAAGUUUACGAGCAGCUGGACGGGACGGCCCGGGAACUCGAACGUACCAACCUGUCUCUGGUGAUCGACAGCAAGAACUCUCAGCAGAAGAUAGAGAGGUUGACAGGGACCAUCGAUGCUCUGCAGACGCAGGUGGAGACGCUCUCCGGACAGGUGGAGCAGCUUCGCUCCAUGGAGCAGCUCCGAGUCCGUAGGGAGAAAAGGGAGCGUCGUAAAACCAUCCACUCCUUCCCCUGCCUCCGGGAGCUCUGCACUGCACCCGGGUAUGAGGAUGAGUUCGUGGUGGGCCGGGCGGAGAGCUUCACGGUGGAUGCAAAGCGUCCUCCGUUCGAAGAGGAGAACCAGCAUCUGCGGGAGGCGGUGUCGGCGCUACGAGCGGCGGCCCGGACCGAGAGGGGCCGCAGGGAGGGGGUGGAGCGGGAGUGCAACGUCCUGCUGGGGGAGUUUUCCCGCCUGCAGACACGCGUGCAGGAUGCUGAGAGCUGCCAGGCGAGGGUCCGGGAGCUGGAGGUGGAGCUCCAGGAGCUGCAGCAGCUGCGUCGUGCUCGGACUUUCCUGCUGAGCAGCGAAGACGACGGCACCACGCUCACGCAAACCGUCCUCAACAGCACCCCAGAGACCGACACCUUCCUGGAGGUGGAGGUCAGCGAGACGGGAGGUGGCGUCCGGGAGGUGACCGAAGGCGGGGGAGGUGUAGGCGGGGAAGCUCUCCCGGAGUCCAGCCCUGUCAGGAAAAGCUGCAGCGACACGGCGCUCAAUGCCAUCGUGGCUCGUGACGCGUCCGGGCGGCGGAGAGGAAGCUACGCCCUCCACGCCAACAGUGUGCGGAAGAGAGGCAUGUCCAUCCUGCGGGAGGUGGACGAGCAGUACCACGCCCUCCUAGAGAAAUACGAGGAGCUGUUGGGGAAGUGUCGGCGCCACGAGGAGAGUCUGUGUCACGCCGGCGUCCAGACUUCACGACCCGUCUCCAGGGACCCGUCCAUGAAAGACUGCGCUAUGGGCCCCACCCCGGCGCCGCCUCCCAGCCCGACCCAGUCGCCCUCCACCCCCGAGGCCAUUGAGAGCAUCAGCAAGCAGGUGGACGCGGUGGACAAACGGCUGGGACAGAACACGCCCGAGUACAAAGCGCUUUUCAAAGAGAUCUUCUCCCGGAUCCAGAAGACCAAGAUGGACAUCAAAGCUACCAAAGUUGCUAAGGCUAGCAAGUCUGGCAAAUCUGGCAAAUCUAGUAAACAGUAGUGGUUUAAAACACAGCUCUAAAGAUAAAGUGCUAUUUCAGUGUUUGUAAAAAGACCCUUAAACUGCUAAACUUGCGUUCACUUAGAGGUCAAACAAAAGUACGCAAUUUCAUCCAGAGCUGAGAAGCCUUCACGAGAAUCUGAUUAGCAUGUAAUGAACAUUACGUUCACCCUGGAGCUGGGCAAUAGUAUCACAAUAUUUUUAACCUCAAUAUUGUAUCGGGUAAUAAAGGGAUGCCUGCUGUAAGACUUCAGGAAAGACGGGAAACGUGAUUGACGAUAUUGAUUGAUUGAUUGAUUGAUUGAUUGAUAUUCGUUAGCACGUUAGUCUGAUUUGCGUGUCAGUCGUUACUCUCGCGUUGUUCCUCAACUGCUCGUCACUUAGGUUUAGUGACUUGUUUUAACGAGAGUCGAAAGUCACUCGUUAGUCUUGUGAUUCCCGAUAAAACUCAGAUAUGUUGCCGAGCUCUAGGUCACCCUCAUGUUCUUUAAUUCAGCGUUCCUACUAAAUAUUUACCGGCUUUGCUACUUUAGGCAGAGACCACUAACACAAUACUCUCUAAUAAGCCUCUCUAGAGCCUCACAAGUGCACUAAAUGUCAAAGCUUAGAAAUGUGCAUCUCGGAUAAAAUGUCAAUCUAAUACUAACAUGAACUUUAUCAUUUAGGUUUAUUAUAAUGGACUCUACUAACAUCUGUGUAACUGCAGUAAGGAAGAUCCUCUCAGGCCACUGUGCGGUUUGUCUCAAGAACUAACUCUAAUAAUGCUCCUCUUAUAUUACCAUACACACAUUUAAAUGAGCCUUUGUCGAUGAUAGCAUCGCUUCUCUUGCACCUUUCUCUCUGUGACCUUACUGCUCUCGAUUGUUGUGCCUCGACCUUUAAUAUAGAGAUUUUGAGGAAUAGAUUUAAUCCGGAUGAAGAGAUUGGUAUCCCUCUCAUGUCUUUACAGCUAAUAUGAAGCUACAGCCAUUUAGCCUAGCUUAGCAUGGAAAAUGGAAACCUGUUAGCCUGACUCGUGUGUGUUUGUAUGCGCAGACUAGGAGUUGGUAAUCUUAAGAAACUAGAGUUUAGUUGGUUUUAGAAGUAUCCAAACAAUAGAUCCAUACAGUUACCCAAUUAAAGUAGCCAGAAGAGGGUACAUUUAGCAGAAAAGCAGCAACACUAAUUCUCAUCGAGCGAAAUGAGAACAAAUUAAAAGAUGGACAAACUAAAGCUGCUUGGUGUAUCUUUAACCAGAUACCAUUUCAGACGCAGAUUGUGUUAGCUUUGGACGGAGCUAGGCUACUUCACCCUUAGCUAAGCUAGCUAACGGACUGCUAGCUGUCUUUGUCGGCAAGAAAGAAAGUAAGCGUAUUUCUUAAAGUGUUAAGCUCCUUGAACAUGCCAUAGGAGAUCAGAUAAGAAAGGGAUGCUAACUGUAAAACAGACAGGACACUUUAUUUACAAUUGUGAUGAAUAUACCCUUUCCUACAACUGUGCAAAAGUCACUGAGUCAUUGAGGUAGAGAACGUGUUUGAAUAUAGCAGUCAUUGAUGUCUUCAGUACAGGCUUCGGACGGACUUACUGAAAACGUAAUUCGCUAGCUUUAGCUCAGGCUAGUUGUUUACCCCUGUCUUUAGCUAAGCAAGCUAACGUACUGAUAGCUAUCUCUGGUAAAAGAUUGAUAUUCCUGUCGGCAAGAAAGCAAACAAGUGUGUUUCUCAAAAUGGCUUUAACAUGCCUGAGGAGAUGGGAUGCAGUAAGUGAGGUUUUAGUGACCUGUUGUAUGAAUGAGGAUCCCAGAAAAAAAGCUGCUGUCUUGCUAAAAGACAAUCUCUGCAGAUAUUUCACUAUUUCAUGGGCAUUAUGGACAAUAACACACUAUACUAAUGCUGGGCAUAUGGAACAUUUUAGUUUCUCUAAUGAGGGAACGGAAAAUAACAAGAAGAGGAGGAGUGGGAUUAUUAAAUGGAAUGACGACAGCAUGAAGAUUAAGACAGGAACUUGGACCCCUUCAAAGAAAUUGGUCCAAUGGUGAAAACGGAUAUUAUAUUCCUUAGUAGUGUUUUUUAUACCAGUGUUGUAUUUCUCUUUAAUUGAAGCUCGACAGACGCACUGUAUAGUAGCACUGUAACUAGUAUGGCUUCAAACCAGGGCUUUGUCUAACACCUAGCAGUCUUACCAAACCUGCAAACAUAUCGCACCUUUUUCCACAAUAUACGAAUAUUAUGCCUUUUUCUGGGUAGCCUCUUAUGUAUGAACCUUUGACGUAAUAAAUGUUAUUACAGAUAAUUUUAUACCUUAUUUGUGAUGGUAAAAGUUACACAUGUUGCACAGCGGACACAUGAGGGACCCUUCACUUGUGUUAGAGGCUAUAAAAGCUAUGGAUGCACCAACAGCAUUGAAGUUAGCUAUGGAUGCUAACUUCAAUGCUGGCCUACAACAAUAUGUCCCCCCUGCAAAUAUUGGUGCAUGCCUACUAAAAAGAGAGAGGAGGAUGGAUGUUUUUGUGCAGCCUGCUACAGAAAUCUGAAUGAUGAAGUGAAGUUGAUUGUUGUACCGAAUUCUUUUGGAUGUUGGUGCACGGAGGGAAUGUAAAGUCAUGUCUUUUACUGGUGGUCGGAAUCAAACCAGAGCCUGUUAAAGUCUCACGAGGUUCCUGUACUCUUCAGUCUUACCUGUUGCACUUCAUUUUUUGCAUAUUUAGGAUAGCUGAUAUGAAAUUGUACCUGCGUAUUUAUUUUUGUCUGAAUGUUUUUUUUACUUUUCAGUGCCUAAAUUUGAAUGUCGCUAACAACCUGUCAAAAUACACUUUAUUUAAUUUGCUUUAUUUUCAUCAUCCAGUUUAAACAUGUGCAUUAUUUUCUAAGAUAUUGGCAUUCAAGUUUACUCUUGUAUUAAGUUCGUCAUUACUGAACUACCCUGUUAAUAAAGCAUAACGUGCAUCCUG
Messenger RNA from Eleginops maclovinus (Patagonian blennie), 4501 nucleotides. Its product is annotated as cerebellar degeneration-related protein 2-like. The record is from RefSeq and is a predicted model, not a curated record. Lineage: Eukaryota; Metazoa; Chordata; Actinopteri; Perciformes; Eleginopidae. The coding region runs from base 91 to 1572 and encodes 493 amino acids. The transcript has 6 exons.